Molecule: messenger RNA, 1564 nt
Organism: Linum tenue
Lineage: Eukaryota; Viridiplantae; Streptophyta; Magnoliopsida; Malpighiales; Linaceae
Source: the annotation of a GenBank genome assembly
GGCGAUCGAAUACCCAUAAGCAUGAGUUUAAUUGCCAUCCCUACUUGCCAGUCAGUAUGGCAGCUGAACACAAUGAAACAAAAUCUCCGGUGAAAUAAAUAUACAAGAGCAAUGCCACUGGGGACUGGGGGAACAAAAAGUAUAGAACUAGUUGAAAGUAGAAACCCAUGGCGUCUGCUGCGAUCGGAGGCAAGCUCUCUUCUGCGCUUCUACCCGGAAGCAACCACAACUCCUGCUUGGUGAGAGUCGUCCCCGCUAGGCAGCUGGCCUUCCGACGCCGGCUUCCGGCCAGAUUACUUCUAGCUUCUUCAGCUUCCUCAGUCGAAACCACUCUCAUGGAAACUAUUGUGGCGGGGAAGGAAGUUAGUGGUGGUGGUGGUGAUUGGGAUAACAUCUUAGCAUGCCCAAUUUGUUAUCGGCCGUUGUCGUUGAUCAGUGAUGGACUCCUAACUGUAGACUCUGCAUCUAGGGCUAGCCUUGAGUGCAGUUGCUGUAGAAAGACCUAUUACGGCAAGGAAACUCACGUUGAGUUGAUUGCAGCUAGUGGUGCCAAGACUUAUGAGAAUCCCAUGCCAUUGGCCACCGAGUUCUUCAGGCUUCCUUUAAUAUCAUUUAUCUACGAGCGAGGUUGGCGUCAGAACUUUGUGUUUGGUGGCUUCCCGGGCGCUGAGAAAGAGUUUGAACUGUUAAAAAAUUACGUGAAGCCAGUCUUAGGUGGGGGAAAUAUUGUGGAUGCUAGCUGUGGUAGUGGAUUAUUCUCGAGGCUAUUUGCCAAGAGUGGGCUGUUCUCCCUAGUCGUUGCCCUGGACUACUCAGAGAACAUGCUAAAGCAGUGAUAUGAGUUUGUAAACCAGGAGGCCGACUUCCCCAAAGAGAAAUUACUAUUGGUGAGAGCUGAUAUUGCUAGGCUGCCUUUCCUCACGGGCUCUAUAGAUGCUCUUCAUGCUGGUGCUGCUAUACAUUGUUGGCCGUCACCAUCCUCUGCUGUAGCUGAGAUAAGUCGAGUCCUGAAACCCGGAGGAGUGUUUGUGGGAACUACGUAUAUACUUGAUGGACCUUUCAAUUUCAUUCCUUUCUUGGGAGCUAUACGCCAGAAUGUGUCGGAAAUAUCAGGAGCGUACAGCUUCAUAUCAGAAGGCGAGCUAGAAGACAUCUGCCAAGCCUGUGGGUUGGAGGGAUUUACUUGCGUCAGGAAUAGGCAGUUUGUCAUGUUUUCGGCUACAAAAGCAAAACCACUCUAAAAGCUACCUCAAUUUCUGCUGCUGCUGGUUGAUUUACAAAAUGGAUUCGUAUCACCAUUUAUUAAUUUAUCCAUAUUUAUCAAUUAUAUAAGUAGUUAAUUCAAAAUUAGCUGAAAUGACCAGUAGCUGAGUUUCAGCGGUGGAGUUGGUCUAACAAAGGGGAAUCAUUUUGUUUGCUUGAUUAAUUUCCACAUAACGUAAACUCUGCGCAACGACAACUCCAAACCAAUUUUACUAGGGCGUAUCCAAACUGUGGAAGCCCUAUUUAAUCUACAUAUCAGCUUGUAAAAUUUUGGUGUCGUGUGUAGCCACUACAUGCCUGG